AUGGACUUAAUCGCCAAUGAAUGUUGGAGGGAGGCAGAUGGUUGCAGAGCGCUGAGCACGCGGAGCUGCGCACUGUCUGUGCUGAAUGCCCUCCCGAGGAAGACUCUACCAGUAACUUGCCGCAGCUGCGUUAUGUACGCCUUAAACUACGCCCUGCACUCGAAGCUUUUAUUUGCCAACCUGCUACAAGUGCAAAACUGCAAUGAAGAGAGGAACCUCAAAUUGAUAGGCCUCAGCAAGGACGUCGGGUUGGUGAGAGAGUAUCGAAUCUACCUGAACAGCUUGGAAGCCAUUUCUGCCGCAAAAAAUGUCAGAAGCCAAGUCCUCAUUUUGCACAUAAAAAAUGGAAGCAAACUGGUGGACAUGUUAAAGACAGAUGGACACGAAAGAUUCACACAGGUGAUGAGCGACGCCUUGCUGGAGGUGAUUAAGAAAAGCAUAGGCACUUACACGAAGCAUUUAAAGCAUGACAGCUCUUUUAGCCAAAAUGGAGAAACAGAAAUAAAGUUGGAUGGGGCAAAUUUAAUCUCCCUUACGAUAAAUGGCUAUUUGUACUUGGACCAGACAAGCGGCGAAAUUUUGCGCCUCAAAGAUUUUGGCCUCUUCUUUGCGGAAGAUUCUUUGGAGCAGUUCGUUUCGAUGCUAACCGGGGGGAACUUGUUUCUGCAGGUGGAGAUGGGGACCCCGGGGGGGGGAGAGGUACCACAAAAUGGUGACCCACCCCUGGUUGGCGAUCCGCCCCAGAAUGGUGACCCACCUCAGGCUGGCGAUCCGCCCCAAAAUAGUGACCCCUUCCCCAUUGGGAACCUGCUCACCCUGAUCGAGUUCGAGCUGGCCCUCAACUCCUACUUGCACUUGGGGGCGAACUACUUCUCCAAGGCAGAGCUGCUGAUGAAGAGGGUCUUUUACGCGGAGGGUCACAACGCGAACGGGGUGUUCAGCUACGGGGCGAACAGAAAUGACAGGUCGGACAGGUCGGGCAGAUUGGAGGGACUUAUGGUGGACAACUUGCUGGCCAGCGCGAAGGGCGCGAAGCUGCGCAGAGCCCAGCAAAGCGGUCACUUGAGAGGUGCCACACGGAAGAACCUCUUCAGCGGCGCGCCCCUAAACGAGCACAGAAAACGAAUCGAAGAAUUCAAACGGACGCAGCUGGAGCUGAUGGACGACCAAACCAUCUUCUUCAUCAUGCUGGUGAAAAGUCUCCCCGAAAAUAAAUACACCCAGAUGAAGAGCGUCAUCGUGGAUCUGCUCACCAAGCCAGUCUACUCAAAAUCGCUAAAAGGAUUUUCCUAUAAUGAUGGCAAAAAGGUUAACAAGGAACUAAUCGAAGUCCUGGGGGAGUCCUACAACGACCCAGUAAAUAACCUCAAAAGGAGGACGAAGCAUUUUGGCUCCAGAAUUAACAAAAGGGAAAUCCAGGCCAUCGAAAAGUUAAUACAACAGGGAUAUAAACUAACCCAAAUAGCUUUUCACAAUUAUAGCUCCAUACCGCUAAACAGUAGAAAGAGCAUCUACUCAGCCGUUAAGAUGUUCUCCCUCUUUGAGCAUAGGGUACAUUACCUGACUGGAUGGGAUGCACACAUUUUAUUUUCCAAGAGGAUAUACCCUGAAGAUAUGGUGGAGAAAAAUUACAACGUGUACUCCUAUGCACAAAGUGGGGGCAACUACUGGUUCAUUAUAUGCUGCACGGUCAUUCCCCUCUUGGUGAUUAUUUUGUCAUUCCUUCUGUACAAGUACUUGUUUCACGAUAAGCUCAAGUUCUCCUUCCUCUUCAGAAAUAGGAAGAACAAAAAACGCAGUAAUGGCUCGUCGGGCGGCGCGCACAAGUACUAUAGGCACCUCUCUGGGGGCGUGAACUUGUCCAGCGCUCGCCGACAGCACGCGGACCGGGCGGAGCUCCAGCACUUGCUGCGCAGGAGGAAUCGCAGGGCGGAGAUGAAGGAAAAGCAGCGAGGAAAAUAUCGCGCAAAAGGGGGUGAAAAAAACGGCGAAAAGAAUCGCGAAAAACAAGGCAAAAAAAAUAGUUCAAGUAGUAGCGCAAAAACGGACGCAAAGGUGGACAGGACCGGCAGGGCGCACAGACCAACCGGCUCUGCCCACGGCAACGAGGCCGAUGGUCGCAACAAAUUGGCCGAAGCGACGCACCCGGGAACAACGAAGAAGCGGGAAACCAAGAGCAGUGACUUCUUCAUGGAGGAAAUCCAGCCCAACUAUGAUUUCGAGUAG
Molecule: messenger RNA, 2226 nt
Organism: Plasmodium vivax (malaria parasite P. vivax)
Lineage: Eukaryota; Apicomplexa; Aconoidasida; Haemosporida; Plasmodiidae
Exons: 1
Coding region: 1-2226 (741 amino acids)
Source: RefSeq, a predicted model, not a curated record